AAAAUAAGACAGUGAGAUUCAGAGAAAGAUGGUACCGGAGAGGCAGCACGGCGGUGGCGCACCCCAUGGAGUAAUACUGGCGGUAGUGGUGGCCAUAGUGAUAUUGGGUCCGUUCAUGUUCGGCGACCAAGGCGAGGCCAUAACAGAGGCGAUUUCUGAGUUUUUGAGCCCCCUGGGUCUCGUACUCCUUCCCAUUGUCCUCCUCCUCAUCAUCCAGUUCCUCUCCUCGGAUCGCGGCUCCUUCGUCUCCAACAUUUUCUCCACCGGCGAACCGGACUCCAUUCACCGGGUCAGCGGGUCACCAGUCGGAGUCGCACUGUUUCUUGCUCUGAUCUUGUUUUUGCUUUACUAUCGGUUGUCCAUCUUCGGCGGCGGCGACGAUGACUCCGGCGAUUGAAACUGCUGCUCCGCUUUGCAUGGAUCUCAUUUUCCUUUUCAUGUAUGGCUCUUGAAUUUACGUGAAUACCUCCACGUAGUGGAGUUCAUUUCUUUGUAGAUGCCGAUGCGACCUUUUUUUCUUCAUGGCGAGGUUAACAGUAUUAUGGUCUUAUCAAUUACCAUUUGUAUCGAUGCCGAUGGUCUACUGUAGAUCCGGCCGUGCUGCCGUGACGGGCAGCGCUAGCUGUCGUUUCGCGGCGGCGCGGUGGUGGUUUACCUGUCCCUUUUAGUCGUUCGUGAAUAUUCA
Molecule: messenger RNA, 685 nt
Organism: Rubroshorea leprosula
Lineage: Eukaryota; Viridiplantae; Streptophyta; Magnoliopsida; Malvales; Dipterocarpaceae
Source: the annotation of a GenBank genome assembly